GAUUUACGUUUUAAAGACGAUUUCUGUGGUUGAGUUGUCAUUGGAAGAAUAAGUCCACUUCAAGAGUACUUGGAGCUGGUCUUCACCUCGAGGAAGCAGUGGCUUGUUCCAGGAAGCCACUUUUGGCCUGAGAAUUUACCCAGUAUGCCUAAUCAGGGAGAAGACUGCUAUUUUUAUUUCUAUUCUACAUGCACCAAAGGUGACAGCUGCCCAUUCCGUCACUGUGAAGCUGCACUAGGAAAUGAAACUGUUUGCACACUAUGGCAGGAAGGUCGUUGUUUUCGACAGGUGUGCAGAUUUCGCCACAUGGAAAUUGACAAAAAACGAAGUGAAAUUCCUUGUUAUUGGGAAAACCAGCCAAUGGGAUGUCAAAAAUUAAAUUGCGCUUUCCAUCACAACAGAAGUCGUUAUGUCGAUGGACUGUUCCUACCUCCAAGCAAAACUGUGUUACCCACUGUGCCUGAGUCACAAGAAGAGGAAGUAAAGACAAGCCAGCUCACGGUUCAACAGAACAAAUUGUCUGUUCAGUCCAACCCCUGCCCUCAGCUGCGGAGCGUGAUGAAAGUGGAGAGUUCGGAAAAUGUUCCCAGCCCCACACACCCGCCUGUCGUGAUCAAUGCUGCCGAUGAUGAUGAAGAUGACGAUGAUCAGUUUUCUGAGGAGGGUGAUGAGAGCAAAACACCUGCCCUGCAGCCAACAACUGACGCCCAUAAUGGACUACGAGUGGCCUCUACCCGCAAACCUGGAGCCAGUUUAAAGCCAGGUGACUCUUUGAAUUUUGGAAUAAAAACGCUUGAGGAAAUUAAAUCAAAGAAAAUGAAGGAAAAAUCCAAGAAGCAAGGUGAAGGCUCCUCGGGAAUUUCCAGUGUUUUACAUCAGCCUCAGCCCAAUCCAGGCCCUGAGAAGGAGAAUGUUCGGACUGUGGUGAGAACCGUAACUCUGUCAAGCAAACAAGAAGAGCCCUUGGUUAGACUGAGUCUUACUGAGAGACUGGGGAAACGAAAACUUCCAGGAGGUGGUGACAAUGAUCCCCCAUUAAAGCGAAGUCUUGCACAGAGACUGGGAAAAAAAGUGGAAGCACCAGAAACUAACAUUGAUAAAGCACCAAAGAAAGAGAGAGUUAAUAAAACUGGUGAGAUCCAUGUUAAGACACUGGAAGAAAUUCUUCUUGAAAGAGCCAAUCAGAAACGUGGAGAAUUGCAAACUAAACUAAAGACAGAAGAACCUUCAGGAGCUGAGGAUUCUCCAUCAGGAACAAAAAGUUCUUCGGUGCGGAUCAAAACCUUCUCUGAGGUCCUGGCUGAAAAGAAACAUCGGCAGCAGGAAAUGGAAAGACAGAAAUCCAAAAAGGAUACAAGUUGCCUCAUGCUAACAGAAGAUUCUGAAGUGAAAAAGACUGUGAGCCUGCCGACUGUUGCUGUUAGCAAAGGACAGCUUGAGGAGGAGCCUGCAGGCAGAGCCAGGCCUAUGCAGGAGGUGCAUAUUAAGACGCUAGAGGAAAUUAAGCUGGAAAAGGCCCUGAGGGUGCAGCAAAGCGCUGAGAGGAGUGGCAGCUCCCGGCCUCAAGCGGAGGCUGCCCCAGUGGCCAAGAGGCUGCUGCGCAUCACCAAGAGAUCAGGUGUAAGAGAAGAGAAGAAACUUGAACUUGAGGACAGUGGUGGCGCUCCCUCUCAGAGCAGUGUGACUAAGAUGGGAGUUAGUGAGACUUCAGAUGAGACCAUAAGUGAUCCCACAAAACUUCCAGUCAACAGAUGUGACAUUGUCAAAGAGAAUCGCACACAGAGACAGCAGGAGAGAGGAGCCUCACAAAAGGAGAAGCCAGCCUUGGCAUCUGUGCGGACAGACGAGGCUCCUUACUAUACCCGAGUGGUGGGGAAGCCGGUGCUCACUGCUGUAUCGGGCGUCACUCGGCACCUGGCAAAACGGCUCCCCACGGAGUCGUCCCAGAAAGGGGAGGUGGAGACCUCCGGGAUUGGAGACUCAAUACUGCACGUGAAGUGUGCAGCACAGACUCUGGAGAAAAGGGGUAAAGCCAAGCCCAAAGUAAAUGUGAAGCCAUCUGUGGUCAAGGUUGUCUCAGCCCCCAAAUUGGCUCCCAAGCGCAAGGCUGUGGAGGUGCACUCUGCUGUCAUCGCAGCUGUGAAGCCGCUCAGCUCCAGCAGUGUCCUGCAGGAAAGCCCCGCCAAGAAAGCAGCCGUGGCUGUUGGCCCACUCCUCUCUGAGGAUAAAUCCGUCACCAUGUCUGAGACAGAAAAACCGAAAGACAGUUCUGCGCUGUCUUCAGCCCAAGCUUCUUCAGAACCCUUGCUCCCCGAAGGCUCUGGCCCUUCCUCAUCCCAGAUGGCAACGAAACCGCGCCGGCUGAGCUCGGCCUCCACAGGAAAGCCUCCACUCUCCGUGGAAGAUGACUUUGAGAAACUAAUAUGGGAAAUUUCAGGGGGCAAAUUAGAAGCUGAGAUUGACUUGGAUCCUGGGAAAGAUGAAGACGACCUUCUGCUUGAGCUCUCAGAGAUGAUUGACAGCUGAAGGGGGACAGUGAGGACACUUAAAAAAAAAAAACCUUCACCCAAAACUGGACUUACUUUUAUCUAUUUACCUGAGGUGAUAAUUUCCUUAAGUCUCAAAUUUUACCCAAAUCAAAAGUAUACCUCUGAAGUACCUGUGUGUGUCCUCCCUGGGGUCGGAUCUUUUACAUCCCUUGAUAACCGUUUUGUCCAUUCAAUGCCAUUGUUCAGCAUCCUUGAGAAGAAAGUUCUGUAAUGCCCUUCUCUCCACAUGGGACUGAGCUCCAAAUGAAACGGUGCACGAGAACUCAGUGGUCCUUGAGGUGUUUGUCAGUGUGGGCUAGCUUCCCCUGCUGUAUUUAUUUAUGUAUUGUCUUAAUUUUAUCAGAGUUUAAAAUGAAGACGGCUGCUAACCAUUGUGGACCAAAUGUCAUGCUACCACUAAACAAAAGACCCACUCAGUCUGUGUAAAAUCGUAUGUCUUUUUAAAGGUAUUUGGAGAUUCGUCUAAGCUUUAAAGAGGGCCGGGCAGCUUGAGCACCUGAGAUGCGGACAUAACUCUGGACCGGUUCUGUUGUGUCAGCUGCUCCAUGGCCUCUGAAGAGCAAUAGCUAAUUUAUUACUACUGUAAUUUUUUAAAGGCUUUAAAGUGCCUCAGGGGCCCCCUGAAACUACGUUUCUAUUUCUGGGGUUCCCUGGAUUCUUUAUAAGAGAUGGUGACAUGACUAGAAAUUCUUUUUUUAGUAUGAAAAUUGUUCCUUCAAUACCUUUAUCUUACUGGCAUUGAAUUAUCAGAGACAGAAAAUUGGUAAUUUUUUUAAUUUCUAACUCUCCCAGGAAACUCCUCUUGCCUAGUAUUUAUUUGAUGUGCUUUAACCAUGGGAGGAGGGGAAAACCUCAAGCUGCCAGUGUUGAUCAACAGACUGUACCAGUACACGGGGCUGUACUGGCAUAGGGACGGCAAGAUGCUCUGGGGUGUAUUGGAUACCUCCAGUUUCUUCAUUUCCGGAUUGAGUUUUCUUUUCUUAAUGUCGGUCUUCAUAAUCACCUCGAGGUUUAGACUUGUGAAGGAACAAGUCUGUUGAGGAUAAUAGUCUUGAAAUGAGACACUGUACAGAACUGGAAGAAGGAAAGGAGAGACUCGUUCAUUGUGAUACUUUGUGUGGGUGGCCAGUUUGUUUCUCAUAGGGAAGUCCUGGAUCACCUGUCAUGUUGGCUCCUAAGGAACUGCUGUUGUAAGCGGCUCAUCAAGAGUUGAAGUUCAUGUAGCCUUGUUGGGAAUAUGGAAAAGGAAGAAAGCCACAGGACUGCCAGUUCAGUCGGGAAGAUCUGGAUGAUUCUGCACAUGCAAAAAUGACUUGAAGUUUCUGUAUAGACACUUAUACCGAUCCAUCUUCAGCUGACUGAAUGUUGUAUGACAGCCCUUCUCCAAAGCAGAGGUGGAAGGUUCUGGUUUCACCACACAUUUAUAAACACAUUUCCUUUUUUGAAUUGGCAUAUAGAUUGUAGGUCUCUUUUGUAUAUAACCUCUAUUCUUUUGCUUUAAAAAAAAGUCUGUUCAUAUUUAAUGCCCUGUAUUAGUCAAUGAUUUGUGUUCAACAUUAUUUGAACCAUUUGCCAUUAACGAAAGAGAAAUACUUAUUUGUGUUUUAAAUAAAACUGAUAUAGGAAAUACUUAGUUCCUAUCAUUACAA
Rattus rattus (black rat) is the source of this 4198-nucleotide messenger RNA. RefSeq names its product zinc finger CCCH-type containing 11A (gene Zc3h11a). NCBI's taxonomy places the organism in Eukaryota, Metazoa, Chordata, Mammalia, Rodentia, Muridae. The transcript has 15 exons. Gene Ontology annotation, molecular function: metal ion binding. Bases 145 to 2526 code for a protein of 793 amino acids. The record is from RefSeq and is a predicted model, not a curated record.